Venustampulla echinocandica is the source of this 1803-nucleotide messenger RNA. RefSeq lists its product as uncharacterized. Gene Ontology annotation, biological process: positive regulation of transcription by RNA polymerase II. The transcript has 4 exons. Lineage: Eukaryota; Fungi; Ascomycota; Leotiomycetes; Helotiales; Pleuroascaceae. The coding region runs from base 1 to 1803 and encodes 600 amino acids. The record is from RefSeq and is a predicted model, not a curated record. Gene Ontology annotation, cellular component: nucleus.
AUGGCAGAACAACAGCAACAACAGCAGCAGCAGCAACCUGCUCCGCUGAAGCAGGAGGCUUCGGUCCCGACACAGUCGGACCCUGCUAAGCAGACAAUUGCUACUGAUGAUAGCCUGGCUUGUCAGUGGGAUAAGUGUUCUGAAAAGUGCGCCUCUGCAGAGUCUCUUUUUGAGCACAUCUGUGAGAAACAUGUUGGACGAAAGAGCACAAACAACUUGAACCUCACCUGUGGCUGGAACCAAUGUCGGACCACCACUGUCAAGCGCGAUCAUAUCACCUCCCACAUCCGAGUCCAUGUCCCCCUCAAGCCGCAUAAAUGCGACUUCUGCGGAAAGGCCUUUAAGCGCCCUCAAGACUUGAAGAAACACGUCAAGACUCAUGCUGACGACUCCGUCCUCCUCCGAUCCCCAGAUCAGCCAGGUGGACAGAAUUCGGGCUAUAGACAAGGCGGCAAAGUCAUUGCUAACCUGCAACACCUUGCAGCUACCGGUCCUGGUUACUAUGACCAUGGUGCCCAGAUGCAUCCCGGCCCGCCUGCCAACUAUGGCAACCCCCAUCAUGCUCCCCAUAAUGGGUACUAUGCUCCCCCGCAACCUUCUUCCUACGGCCCGGUGUACUACCCGGUAAACCACCCCGGAGGAGGCAUGAACCAUCACGCGGCAUAUGACGACCGGAAACGCGGAUACGACGCCUUGAAUGAUUUCUUCGGUGAUGCCAAACGACGACAGAUUGACCCUACCUCCUAUGAUCAAGUUGGACAGCGGUUAAUGGCCCUGCAAGGCGUUCCCAUCCCAGGCGGUGGAAUGUCUGAAUACAUGCCAGCCGGUCCUGCGAUGGUCGCUGUCGGUGGUCACGGCGGACACGGUGGCCAUGGUGGGCCGGUGUCACAGCAUCAAUAUGCCCUUCCCCCAAUGCCCAAUCUCCGAACCAAGAACGAUCUCAUGAAUAUCGAUCAAUUCCUGGAGCAGAUGCAGUCCACCGUUUAUGAGAGCUCGAAUGCCGCAGCCGCCGCAGGUGUACAACAGCCGGGCGCCCACUAUACCCACCAAGCCAUCAACUUCCGCCAGAGUCAUUCUCCUCCACACCAAGCCUCCAGCCAUGCCAUCCCACAUGCAUCUUCCGCACAUGUCACCGCCCCAAUGAUGGCAACCCACUCCGCUCAGUCCAACGCAUCCAACACACCGGCGUUGACUCCACCUUCGAGCUCUGUGUCCCAGGCAUCCGGCCACUCUCCAGCUUCUUCCCAGGGAAUGUCACCCAUCUCUCGGCAUCACCCAUCCUCUUCAGCCGCCUAUCCAAGCUUGCCAGCCGUCACCGCCGGAUACUCUGCUCACUCAACAACGGCACCAGCCUCCACUCUCGGCACAAACUUCGAUAGCGAUCCUCGGCGACGCUACUCCGGAGGCAUGCUCCAACGCAGCGCCAACCCCCGCGAUGCCCUGAGCAUGAUGGAUGUAGCUUCUGAUAGCUCGCGCAGCCCUACGCCGAAAUCGGCCACACCACGUCCAGAAACCCUGGUCAGGUCCCCCCUCGCUAGCAACAUUGACCCGGCACUCGCAGGCAGCCUCUCCCCGAGUCCUCGCUCCGAGAGCGGCGAAAGCGCUCGUGACCGCGCCGAGGAACUCUGGAUCGAGAACAUCCGCGUCAUCGAAGCCCUCCGCAAAUUCGUCAAUGACCGUCUUGACCGACGAGAGUAUAUCGAAGAGGAGAACGCAGACACUGUAAUGACCGACUCGAAAUCUCCAUCACCCACCUCCGAGAAGGCUCCCGAGAGCUUAUACCCAGUUCUUCGAACUGACUAA